This is a messenger RNA of Choloepus didactylus (southern two-toed sloth), 3892 nucleotides long. RefSeq names its product argonaute RISC catalytic component 2 (gene AGO2). The transcript has 19 exons. Lineage: Eukaryota; Metazoa; Chordata; Mammalia; Pilosa; Megalonychidae. Gene Ontology annotation, biological process: regulatory ncRNA-mediated gene silencing; regulation of DNA-templated transcription. The coding region runs from base 597 to 3164 and encodes 855 amino acids. Gene Ontology annotation, molecular function: protein binding; endoribonuclease activity, cleaving siRNA-paired mRNA; RNA binding. The record is from RefSeq and is a predicted model, not a curated record. Gene Ontology annotation, cellular component: RISC complex.
AAAGCCUGUAUAUAAGCUCAAAAAUAACAGGCUUGAACAUAUUUACUUGCUUUGCUUUUCAGUCACCCUGUGCUCAAUUAAUAGAGUGCAAGGAUGGAGGCUGGGAGGCUGCCUCUGAUUUGUACCACAGGGUGCCUCUGGGUGACCCUCUCCCGCUUGUCAGCUGGAGGCUGUAGCCAUGUGGACUGGGGGGCCAGCUCGGGCUCCCCGCUGUCUGCCGAGAACUGGGUUCUUGCCAGGCUCUUGAGGAGUUGGAUCAGGAGCUUGAAGCCCCGCCUUUUUAUCUUCCUCUUCCAGCCCUCUGGGUGCGUGAAGUGGUGACUGAUAGAGAAAUGGGGGUCCAUCUGCUCUGCUCCAGCCCGUCCUUCCCCUGUUACACGGUGUUUGCCAGCUAGUCCUCUUCCUUGGUUCUCAAUUUCCUCUUGUAAAGCGAGGAGUUUGGACGUUCCCCUCCAGCCCACUCCUGUGACCCAUUUCCCCCUUCACUGCCUUCUGAGGGGACGUGUGCCUCGUGGCCAGGGGGCUUGAUCUGUGUGCACUGGACGGUGCUCGGCUGGGCUGGUGCAGGUGAGAAGGCCGCACGGGCCUCGUAGUGGAUGCCAGUGCUCGCGCCUCCCGCGCCGCCACCACCCCCCAUCCAAGGAUAUGCCUUCAAGCCUCCACCUAGACCCGACUUUGGGACCUCUGGGAGAACAAUCAAAUUACAGGCCAAUUUCUUUGAAAUGGACAUUCCAAAAAUUGACAUCUAUCAUUAUGAAUUGGAUAUCAAGCCAGAGAAGUGCCCACGAAGAGUCAACAGGGAAAUAGUGGAACAUAUGGUCCAGCACUUUAAAACACAGAUCUUUGGGGAUCGGAAACCAGUGUUUGAUGGAAGAAAGAAUCUUUAUACAGCCAUGCCCCUUCCGAUUGGGAGGGAUAAGGUGGAGCUGGAGGUCACGCUGCCCGGAGAAGGCAAGGACCGCAUCUUCAAGGUGUCCAUCAAGUGGGUGUCCUGCGUGAGCCUGCAGGCGUUACACGAUGCACUUUCGGGGCGGCUGCCCAGCGUCCCCUUUGAGACCAUCCAGGCCCUGGAUGUGGUCAUGAGGCAUUUGCCAUCCAUGAGGUACACCCCCGUGGGCCGCUCCUUCUUCACCGCAUCCGAGGGCUGCUCAAACCCCCUUGGAGGAGGCCGAGAAGUGUGGUUUGGCUUCCAUCAGUCCGUCCGACCUUCUCUCUGGAAAAUGAUGCUGAAUAUUGACGUCUCGGCCACCGCGUUUUAUAAGGCACAGCCCGUCAUCGAGUUUGUUUGUGAAGUUUUGGAUUUUAAAAGCAUUGAAGAACAACAAAAACCUCUGACAGAUUCCCAAAGGGUAAAGUUUACCAAAGAAAUCAAAGGUCUCAAGGUGGAGAUAACGCACUGUGGGCAGAUGAAGAGGAAGUACCGCGUCUGCAAUGUGACCCGGCGGCCGGCAAGUCACCAAACGUUCCCGCUGCAGCAGGAAAGCGGGCAGACGGUGGAGUGCACGGUGGCCCAGUACUUCAAGGACAGGCACAAGCUGGUCCUGCGCUACCCCCACCUGCCGUGUUUGCAGGUCGGGCAGGAGCAGAAGCACACCUACCUUCCCCUGGAGGUCUGUAACAUAGUGGCAGGGCAGAGAUGUAUAAAGAAACUGACCGACAAUCAAACCUCAACCAUGAUCCGAGCGACUGCCCGGUCAGCGCCCGACCGGCAGGAAGAGAUUAGCAAAUUGAUGCGCAGUGCAAGUUUCAAUACAGACCCGUACGUCCGUGAGUUUGGAAUCAUGGUCAAGGACGAGAUGACGGACGUGACUGGGCGGGUCCUGCAGCCGCCCUCCAUCCUGUACGGGGGCAGGAAUAAAGCGAUUGCCACCCCUGUGCAGGGCGUCUGGGACAUGAGGAACAAACAGUUCCACACGGGCAUCGAGAUCAAGGUGUGGGCCAUCGCCUGCUUCGCUCCCCAGCGCCAGUGCACGGAGGUCCAUCUCAAGUCCUUCACGGAGCAGCUCCGAAAGAUCUCAAGGGAUGCUGGGAUGCCAAUCCAGGGGCAGCCGUGCUUCUGCAAGUAUGCCCAGGGGGCGGACAGUGUGGAGCCCAUGUUCCGGCACCUGAAGAAUGCCUACGCGGGCCUGCAGCUGGUGGUCGUCAUCUUGCCGGGCAAAACCCCCGUGUAUGCCGAGGUGAAGCGCGUGGGCGACACGGUGCUGGGGAUGGCCACGCAGUGCGUGCAGAUGAAGAACGUGCAGAGGACCACGCCGCAGACCCUGUCCAACCUCUGCCUAAAGAUCAACGUCAAGCUCGGGGGCGUCAACAACAUCCUGCUGCCCCAGGGCAGACCCCCCGUGUUCCAGCAGCCCGUCAUCUUUCUGGGGGCAGAUGUCACGCACCCCCCCGCCGGGGAUGGGAAGAAGCCCUCCAUUGCCGCCGUCGUGGGCAGCAUGGAUGCGCACCCCAACCGCUACUGCGCCACCGUGCGGGUCCAGCAGCAUCGGCAGGAGAUCAUCCAGGACCUGGCUGCUAUGGUCCGCGAGCUGCUCAUCCAGUUCUACAAGUCCACACGCUUCAAGCCCACCCGCAUCAUCUUCUACCGCGACGGCGUCUCCGAGGGGCAGUUCCAGCAGGUCCUCCACCAUGAAUUACUGGCCAUCCGAGAGGCGUGCAUUAAGCUGGAGAAAGAUUACCAGCCGGGGAUUACUUUUAUAGUUGUGCAGAAGAGGCACCACACGCGGCUCUUCUGUACUGACAAGAAUGAGCGGGUCGGGAAAAGUGGAAACAUUCCAGCAGGCACGACCGUGGACACGAAAAUCACCCACCCGACUGAGUUUGACUUCUACCUGUGCAGCCAUGCUGGCAUCCAGGGCACGAGCCGGCCCUCCCACUACCAUGUGCUCUGGGACGACAACCGCUUCUCCUCGGACGAACUGCAGAUCCUCACCUACCAGCUCUGCCACACCUACGUGCGCUGCACACGCUCCGUGUCCAUCCCGGCGCCCGCCUACUAUGCCCACCUGGUGGCCUUCCGGGCCAGGUACCACCUGGUGGACAAAGAGCAUGACAGUGCUGAAGGAAGCCAUACCUCGGGGCAGAGUAACGGGCGCGACCACCAGGCCCUGGCGAAGGCCGUGCAAGUGCACCAGGACACGCUGCGCACCAUGUACUUUGCUUGACGUGUUCCAGUGUUUAGCGAUUGUGUAUGAAGUUGGAUUCACACGAGACCAGCUACAGUCCGACCAACAGCUGCCCAGCCCUCCCGUGACAGCCAGCAUUAAACAUGAGACAUCAUUUAUUUUAUUAGAUCCUCCACUUUCCAGAAUGCCUUCUGUCCCAGAUUUCAACUUGGAUUUUGAACUGCAGACCUGUAUGAGACCCCACUGUUGUAGGAAAUAUGGUUUGCCAAAAUCUAUAAGCUGCUUAUUAAAAUAGAGUCCCAUGUUUCCUAAAAUUUCCUAAAACCAAUCUAUGAACUCAGGGCUUUAAAACAUUUUUAAUUUAUUUGGUCAUUCAAUUUACUUGUUUUUAAACACAUGAUUCUCUAUGAAAUUGAUCGGCUGAAACUAGCUGUGAACAUUCUUUUUAAGAGGUAAAAGCAACAGAAAACAUGAUUGUGGUUUUAAAGCCUUGAACAUUCUGAUGUCGUCACUGAAGUUUCUUUGAAAGCGAUUCCCGGCGAGCUGCUGGCGUUGCCCCUGGGCACGCCAGGCGCAGGGGCAGGUGGCCACAUAAGGCCUGACCCCCAGGUGUCCCUCCUGCCAGCGCCGCCCUUUCACUCAGCCCGAAAGGGGGGGGUGGUGGCAGGAGACGGCCGCGUGUGCUGCAACAUUCAGAGGUCCAGAGAGAUUGGCAGACAAGUGCCAUUUUAAUAGAAAAUUAUUUAAAAAAAAAAAAAAAAAGACAA